AUUAAAUACCUUGCUGGGCUUCAACUUCACAUAUUUGGCUUUCUCACGUUUGGCCAUAAAUCUCUGCAAUCAUAUCACGCCUUUUCCGGUGACUGCAGAUAUCUCCGUUCUCCGUCGAUCUAUCAACUCCGCCGCUCCAUUCACCGGUGGAUUUUAUUUCGUUUCACUUUGCUGGCACAAAAUGAUGCAAUGGAGGAGUUGAUUAAUUCAAGGAGAAGUUUUCGCUGCUAAUGUUGUUUCUUAAAUAAUUAAUUAAUUAUUUUUGUGAAAUAUAAAACCAUGAAGUUGGGUUCUCCUAAAGCAAUGUCUGCAUAUCCAAAGACGAUUCUACCAAUUGCAGCGUCAGUAGGGGGACUUGCAUUAUUCGUAAUUUUCGCCUCCUUGCUUCUGGUCAAUCAGCCAAUCGGAACUAAAGUUAGUGGGUAUUUUUAUAGUGUAGAUCAAGCCACCAAAAUUGGAUUAUCGUCUAACAAUGAAACAAGUAUAAUUGAGAACUGGCUGAAUGACACAGACAAAGAAAGAACGACUGUAGUUUCAAGUAUCAACAAGACUGUCACAGAUAAGCCUGUUGAAAUAGAUACAGAUAAGCCUGUUGAUUUAGUUAAAAAUAAGACUAUCGGUCUAGAUACCAGCAAUGCUGUUGAUUUAGAUACAGACAAGACUGUUGAAAUAGAUACCAACAAGACUGUUGAUAUAGGUACCGGCAAGAUUGCUGAUUCAAGUCCCAAGAAGAUUGCUGAUUCAGGAUGUGAUAUCUAUCACGGGAAAUGGGUACUUGAUCCAGCUGGACCAUUAUACUCGAACAACUCAUGCCCUGUGUUGACGCAGAUGCAGAACUGCCAAGGAAACGGUAGGCCCGAUAAGGACUACGAGAAUUAUCGAUGGCAACCCACAAAAUGUGAUCUCCCAAGAUUUGACCCGAAAAAGUUUUUGGAAUUGAUGAGAGGAAAGACGUUAGCUUACGUAGGUGACUCCGUUGCCCGAAAUCAAAUGGAGUCGAUGUUGUGCAUACUUUGGCAGGCUGAAGCUCCUAUAAAUCGUGGGAACAAAAGAAUGCAAAGGUAUUAUUUCCGGUCAACAUCUACGACAAUUAUACGGAUAUGGUCGUCUUGGCUGGUCCACAAAACAACCGAAGAAUUUGAUUUUGCACCCGAAGGUGUAGACAAACUCCACCUUGAUGCCCCAGAUGAGACAUUCAUGGGUGACGUACCCACCUUUGAUGUUCUUGUACUUUCCUCGGGUCACUGGUUUGCAAAACGAUCAGUGUACAUUUUAAAUAAUGAGAUCGUGGGUGGACAGCUAUGGUGGCCUGAUAACUCUCGGAAGAAGAAAAUUGAUAGCACUGAAGCGUUUGAGAUAUCGGUAGCAACCAUUAUGUCCGCACUUGUGAAUAAGCCAGACUACAAAGGUUUGACCGUGGUCAGGUCGUAUUCACCUGACCACUAUGAAGGUGGUGCUUGGAAUACGGGUGGCUCGUGUACCGGGAAGAUAAAACCUGCAGUGGACGGGGAGUUAGUAGAGAGCGAGUUCACCAACAUAAUGUACGGCAAACAAGUAUCAGGGUUCAACCGUGGUAUAAAGAACAAAACUAACAAAUCACGGGUGGCAUUUAUGGACAUCACAAAACCUUUCUCGUAUCGGCACGAUGGUCAUCCAGGCCCGUACCGCAAUCUUGACCCGAAUAAGAUCACGAAAAGGAGUGCUGACGGGCGGCCACCACCGCAGGAUUGUUUGCACUGGUGUAUGCCGGGCCCAGUUGAUACAUGGAAUGAGUUUUUGAUGGAGACUAUUAGAAGAGACUUUGAGGCUCAUGAUUCAUGAGGUGACAGUUUUAUUUAUAGAGUAUUUAUUUAUACGGGUAUUGUUCUUUACACGAUGAGAGUAUAAACUAGCUAGCUAUAGCACCAUGUUGUAGUAGAUGAGUUUCUGACCCCUUAAAUUAUUUAAAUGCCCUAAAUAAACUAUUGAUUGAAGUGUUUUUAUCUUUAA
This is a messenger RNA of Helianthus annuus (common sunflower), 1989 nucleotides long. Its product is annotated as protein YLS7. Gene Ontology annotation, cellular component: Golgi apparatus. Gene Ontology annotation, molecular function: O-acetyltransferase activity. Lineage: Eukaryota; Viridiplantae; Streptophyta; Magnoliopsida; Asterales; Asteraceae. The record is from RefSeq and is a predicted model, not a curated record. Bases 280 to 1821 code for a protein of 513 amino acids. The transcript has 5 exons.